Messenger RNA from Oncorhynchus tshawytscha (Chinook salmon), 930 nucleotides. Its product is annotated as telomerase Cajal body protein 1-like. The record is from RefSeq and is a predicted model, not a curated record. NCBI's taxonomy places the organism in Eukaryota, Metazoa, Chordata, Actinopteri, Salmoniformes, Salmonidae. Gene Ontology annotation, molecular function: RNA binding. Gene Ontology annotation, biological process: Cajal body organization. The coding region runs from base 364 to 597 and encodes 77 amino acids. The transcript has 5 exons. Gene Ontology annotation, cellular component: Cajal body.
CCAAUAUGUUGCGCCGACGCCAUAGUGUCUUAACGUAACCAUGAUUGCCUUCCGAUCCCAGUGCAGCACAGUGUCAACAAGCGUAAUAGUAGGGUUGCUAUCUUCUGGAAAUGUACCUAACUAAUUGCUGAACUAGCCAUCAUUUAAUCAGCCCGUCAUUGAAUAUCAUUUUAACAACACUGCUAGGUGUAAUUUUGUUGGUGUGCUGGUGUGCUUUAUCAUUGGUGCUAUUGCUACCAUGAUGUGUUUUAUUGUACGUGUAUAAUAUAUGUUUUGUCUUAUUCUCAUUCAAAUUCUCCUCCAAUCUUUCUACCCUCCAGUGUUCAGUGGGUGCUGUGAUGAACCCACUCUACCACAAAGUCCAUGAUGGUCUUCCAAUGCCUUGCAAAGAAGGGGCCCCCAGACGGCUCGUGCAUCCUGACCAACGUGCUGCGUGUCUACAACCUCCCCCCAGAGAUCUACAGCUACAACUGGAACCUGCUCACGGAGAUGAGGUCAGUGUUGAAGAUGGCAGAGGGGAAUACCAUCUAUGACUACUGCUGGUAUCCCAAGAUGAGCCCUCUGGAUCCAAACUCCUGCUUCCGGCAGCAGUCGUGAUAACCCGGUCCAUAUCUGGGACGCGUUCAACGGGGACCUGCGAGCCAACUUCAGACCCUACAACCAUCUGGAUGAGCUGACCACAGCCCACUCCCUCCAGACGGAUCACAGCUCUACUGCGGCUUCGACAAGACUGUCAGGGUGUUUUACACAGAAAGGCCUGGACGGGACUGUGAGAAGAGGCCCACUAUAGUGAAGAAGCAGUGUCAGAGUGGCAUCAUCUCCUGCCUGGCGUUCAGCCCGUGCCAGUCUGUGUACGCCUGUGGCUCCUUCUCCCGCACCGCAGGCCUCUACUCCUGCCAGGACGGCUCUCUGCUGGUUCUGCUGCCACCC